AUGCAGGCUUUGGUCGACGGCGAGAUGUUCGCAGUGGUGCCAGUUCCGUGGUGUCCACAUUUAGACAGUCUAUUCGCAAUACCACCCUCGGUGAAAUUCGAGCAGGGAGUAAAAUGUACAGAGUGCAACGAGAAGAAUGAAAAUUGGGUGUGUCUGCAUUGCUAUGUUACUGCCUGCGGUCGCAGCAUAAACGGUCAUAUGCAGGCUCAUCAUCAGGCGACUCAGCACGCGUUAGUGCUCUCUCUCCUCGAUUUGUCCGUGUGGUGUAACAUAUGCGACGCGUACGUCGACAAUCCUCUGCUAUACGACGCUAAGAACAACGCUCACAGAUGCAAAUUUGGAGAGGACAUGCCGUGGUGUUACCGAACGGACAUACAAAUGGAG
Messenger RNA from Iphiclides podalirius (scarce swallowtail), 384 nucleotides. The record is from the annotation of a GenBank genome assembly. Lineage: Eukaryota; Metazoa; Arthropoda; Insecta; Lepidoptera; Papilionidae.